Messenger RNA from Lachnellula hyalina, 1587 nucleotides. Its product is annotated as Pantothenate transporter. Bases 1 to 1587 code for a protein of 528 amino acids. Gene Ontology annotation, biological process: transmembrane transport. Gene Ontology annotation, cellular component: membrane. NCBI's taxonomy places the organism in Eukaryota, Fungi, Ascomycota, Leotiomycetes, Helotiales, Lachnaceae. Gene Ontology annotation, molecular function: transmembrane transporter activity. The transcript is spliced from 7 exons. The record is from RefSeq and is a predicted model, not a curated record.
AUGGGACAAGCGGAAGAGGACAUUGGUCCAUACAGGAGGGACGACGAGGCUGCACUUGGCCAUAGUGGCUCCCACUCCCAAGACACUCUGGUCGUGAAGCCUAUCAAAACAUGGAAGGGAUACAUCUGGGACACAUGGGAGCUUCCCAAGGAUCAGCGCUGGCUCUUGUUUAAAGUGGACGCCUUCGUGCUUACCUUUGCCUCGAUCGGCUACUUUCUCAAGAACCUCGAUUUGUACAACGUCAACAAUGCCUUUCUCAGUGGCAUGGAAGAGGACUUGUCAAUGUAUGGCAACCAGCUCGUCACGAGUACCUCUGUUUUCACAGUCGGCUAUGUCAUUGGACAAAUACCGUCGAAUUUGCUAUUGACGCGAGUUUCGCCGCGAUGGGUUAUACCAGCACUCGAGGUGGGAUGGGGAAUUUCGACUAUGUGCACGUCUGCUGUGAAGUCGUAUAAGGCUCUUUACGCGCUACGAUUCCUCGUAGGUCUCUUCGAAUCUGGGUUUUACCCCGGAAUUCACUACCUUCUUGGGUCAUGGUACACCCCCCGAGAGAUUGGCAAGCGGGCAAUGGUAUUUUGGCUAGCUGGCUCCAUCGGGCAGCUAUUCAGCGGCUUCCUGCAGGCCGCGGCUUAUACGAAUCUAGACGGCGUGGCCGGCCGUGCUGGCUGGCGAUGGCUGUUUAUUAUAGAUGGCAUUAUCACCCUGCCUCUAGCCUUGGCUGGUUUCUUGUUCUUCCCUAACCUUCCACAGUCGGGCAAGAAGACGUGGUGGACGACAGAAGAAGAGCAUAUCCUCUCGGUCAAGCGGAUGCAAGCUGUUGGGCGUGCUGGACCGGAAGCCUGGACGUGGGCUAAGGUCAGAAGGAUCUUGCUAAGCUGGCAAACUUACCUUCUUCCUUUACUGUAUGUGCUCUGGAACAACGGAAUCCCGCAAGUCGGUAUGGGAUACUGGCUGAAGAGCUUUAAUAAGAAGCCCCCUCCUGUCCCCGGCACCCAUUUCACAGUCCCGCAGAUUAAUGGCAUUCCUCUAACUACGACCGGCGUCUUUAUCGUUAUGGCUUUCGUCUGGGGUUGGCUUUCUGAUGGGCCGUGUCGGGGGGCGCGUUGGCCUUUCAUCUAUCUAGGCGCGCUUCUUUUCAGCAUUCUUAUGCGCCAAAUGCCAUUGUACGAAAAUCUCUAUGGUCGUAAAGUUGUCUAUUGGCUCAGUCAGAUUGGUAAUGGUGCAGGCCCACUUAUCUUGAGCUGGAUAAACGAGAUCUGUUCGGGAGACACGGAGAAGAGAGCAUUACUUGUUGCAGUAGGCAAUGAUUUUGCAUACGUCGUUCAGGCAGUUGCACCCAACUUCGUAUGGAAGACGACGGAUUUCCCGGCCGCUAAAAAAGGAUACCUCUGGUCCAUCGUUCUGCAAGUUCUGCUCAUUGUCGUCACUGCCUUGAUUCAGCUUCUUCUAUGGCGCGAUAGGCGAGCGGCGGCCAGAGAGGAGGCCGAGGCAUCGUCGCCGGUGUCUAGUGAUAAUAUCGGUCCGCCGCUGCAAGAAAGUGAUGUCGAUGAGAAGAAGGCUCUUCGCGUUGCUGAAGUUCCGCUGUGA